Messenger RNA from Aspergillus fischeri NRRL 181, 1092 nucleotides. RefSeq names its product protein pex20 (gene pex20). The transcript has 3 exons. NCBI's taxonomy places the organism in Eukaryota, Fungi, Ascomycota, Eurotiomycetes, Eurotiales, Aspergillaceae. Bases 1 to 1092 code for a protein of 363 amino acids. Gene Ontology annotation, biological process: protein import into peroxisome matrix, docking. Gene Ontology annotation, cellular component: peroxisomal membrane; cytosol. The record is from RefSeq and is a predicted model, not a curated record.
AUGAGUGACGCUUUGUGCGGCCCGUCAAAUGCCUUGCAAAACUUCCAGAAACAUGCAUCUGUUGAUCGGACUCUCCAACAGGAUCGGCUGAUCUCCCGCCGGUCGCCCUCUCAGGGCUUCAGAUCCCAGAAUUCGAGCGACGGUGUCCUAGACCCCGAGUUUGCUGCCUUUGAGUCCGAUCUGGCCGGACCGUCACUUCCCAAUCUACAACAUGCAGGACCUUUCUCAGCAAAUCCCCACCAGCUUCCGGUGGCUAGCCAUGCCGAGAAUGUGACCUGGGCGGCCGACUUCCAGAGACUACAUAUUUCAGGGCCUUCCCAUCCUAUUCAGCAGCAUCAUGGUCCAUCUGCAACCCCGGCUUCGGCGAUGUCACAACAAGGUUGGCACAGUGAAUUUCUGAAACAACAGCAGCAACGCCCAGCACGUACACAGCAACAUCAGCAGUAUACUGGAGGCUUCCAACCGUCUUUCUCACACCACCAUCCCAUACAUGGAGGGGUAAUGAACGCCUUGCCCUCUGUACAUGGGCCGGCAACCGACCAGCAACACGCCACAGAGACAUUUGAUGAAUCGGCUUUCGAAGCUGCAUUCGAACAAGCAAGAGCGGACAUGGCCUUACAGGAGACGAACACAACGGAGGAGAAGACCGAGCCUGCAAGCGAGACGAUCCAGCCCGAUUUAAGCACAGCUCAAGAGCCCACCGAGCAAAUCAAGAUCGGGUCAGAUACUAUACCACAAAUCGACAAGAACGACCCGUUAAGCCGGGUCAACGAUGCGGAUGAACUUGCUAGGACUGCAGGACAGUUACUUGACAGCGUCAGCCACGAUCAGAGCGAAAAGUUCAGACAGAGUAAUUUCCUGGCGCUGAUGCGUCGCAUCCGGGAUCGCGAAGUCCGGAUCGAGGAUGACGAGUUUCGUGAAACGGCGCAGUCACUACAUCCCGGCGGUAAAUAUUAUCCCGGUGGCCAGCAACAAACGCAGCGGCAACAGACAUCAAUUCCACCACAUCAGGAUGGGCCCGACAGCGUUACAUUCAGCGAUAUCAGUAAGUCCGACACAUUGGAGGGGCCCAGUAUACCGCGUACGGGAUGA